AUGACGUCCAAUUAUUCCAAGUCCACGGUUUUCUCUUCUGUGAUCAGUGUGAUCGUGGUCGGAAUUUUAAUUAGAAAACGGAAAAAUGUGCUGGAAUAUCGUCAAUCACUGAAUGAUGAGGUGCAACAGACAUUGAAAACCAUUGAUGCCUCCAACAUCCCAGAAAAUGCGAUUUAUUUCCUGGAAACAUCAGGAUUGCCCAUGUUGAGUCCCAAACAGCUCUGUGCAGUUGAGUCUGCAGCUCUACAUCACCCGAACAGACCCGUGGUAGUGGCAGUAAAGAAUGAGUUCUUGCAGCUGCCCAUAGUUUUGAAAUCCUGGUCUGAAAGGUACCCAAAUGUCAUGUUCAUCAAUUUGGACAUUGUCCAAUGGCUGAAUGGGACCAUUCUUCUGCCAUGGCUUUCCAAAAACUUACUUGACAAGAGUCCAUUUAAAACUGCCCAAUCCAGUAAUGCCCUGAGGUAUGCCACCCUGUUCAAGUAUGGUGGAUUAUACUUGGACACUGAUGUGAUUGUCAUGAGGCCAAUGGAUGACCUGGUGAAUGCUGUGGGACUUUAUGCAACCAAUGGCAUUAAUAAUGCUGUAAUGGCAUUUGAGAAGCACCAUCCCUAUAUAGAAGCUUGUUUGAAAGAUGUGUCUGCAAAGUUUAAUCCCAAGAAAUGGGGAUCCAAUGGACCAGACUUGUUGACAAGGGUGAUCAACACCUUCUGCAACUUCAAUAAAACCAAUUUACUGAAACCUGGUUACUGCAAGGGCAUCAGAAUAUUGGACAUCAGUGACUUGAAGAUACAGUAUCUUGCUUCUAUAACAAGACAGACCAUCAAAAAAUAA
Notodromas monacha is the source of this 831-nucleotide messenger RNA. NCBI's taxonomy places the organism in Eukaryota, Metazoa, Arthropoda, Ostracoda, Podocopida, Cyprididae. The record is from the annotation of a GenBank genome assembly.